UCAGCUUCAUUGGCCAAAAUUAGGGGCUGAGAAGCUGAUCAGGACUGCUAAUUCCUUACCAGAAGCAAACUGGUUCACAAUGGCUUGCAAAUUAAAAAGGAACCACUUAUUUAACUAUGAAAUUGCUGAAGAGGAACUAAAUCGAAUGUUGGAAAAUGACGAUACUGAACAAGAGGAUAUUUUAGAGGUCCAGACUAAAAAGAGACCGAGCGUGAAGCUGCCAAAGUCCAUAUCUAGCGAACAUAAUUUUAAUGAAUUGGCCAAUAAAUGUAUGUUGACUGCUUCUUUGGAAGAUUCUAGGGUGAAAUCUUCAAAAACAGAGUUGGAUACUGAAGUACUCCUACCCCAAAAAACAAUCCAGCAAAUUAUACCAGAUGGAUUAAGAACAGAAAAAUCCUCUCUAGAUGCAGAAUUGAUGGAAAAAUUUGAGAGCUUGAUAAUUAAUCAAGACAUAAUUAUGAAUAACCAGAAACUAAUUCUGGAAAGAGAAGGUCAUUUAUCUUAUCUAGAAAAUAUAAUGCAACUCCUUGCCAAAUUACAAACCAGUAUAGAUGUUAUGGCUAGUCAUUCAAUUAACAAUAACUGUACAUGUAACACUGCAACUCAGAAUAAUAAUAAUAUUGAUGAUAUCUUUUUCGAGCCAAUAGACUCUUUAGCGGUACUUGAGAAACUGGAGGCCAAAUUGGCUAAUAAGAAGGAAAUGGAAGACUUAAUACAAAAGUUUAGUUAUGUAUGUGGAAGAAAGGGAUGUGGAAAUGGAACCAAUAACUGCUAUAUUUUGGUGGACAAAAUAUUCUCUAGAAAAUUCAUGACUCUAUGUUCUUGGGCUGGAGGUGCUAAAGAUCCUGGAAAAGAGAAAAUUCCAUUCAAAUUUUUCAAAAAUGUUAUCGGAUUAUUUUUUCGUGUUGUGAGACUCUCCGAUGAAGAUUUUACCUUGAAAAAUUGCGAAGAGUUUUUCAAGGCUGUCAUCAGAAACUCAACGAAAAGGAAUGAGAGUAGCAUGACACGAACAUCAAGGAGCAAAAGGAGGCCCAAAAGUCUUUCUUACAAGGUAAUGAGAGAACUUUUUUCUUGGCUAUAUUUUUGUGGAGAACUGAUUUAUGAAUGAAUUCACAUAUUAAGAACCCAAAGAUUGAAGAAAGUAAUGUUAUGGAACUAAAUGAAUUAAUCAUCAACGAGGAGAACUUUCUAAGUAGUUAUGUGAGUUAUAUAAUCAAACUUUGGGAGUUUCUUCAAUUUUCUUUCUUUUCAACUUUGUAGGUUCUGGUUGGAAAUGAGGAUUCUACAGGAGUAACAUUAGAAGAGAUGGAACAGGUGAAUGGAGAGGAUAGUGAAAAUGAAUGAGUGCAGAUUAUAAAUUAUUAACUUAUUUUAUUUGAAUAUUUUGUUGAUUUUUAGUUUACAAGAUGAAAAUUAUUUAUUUUCAUGUAAAGUGUGCAAUAAAGGAAUAAAAAAAAAUUCA
This is a messenger RNA of Harmonia axyridis, 1462 nucleotides long. RefSeq lists its product as uncharacterized. The record is from RefSeq and is a predicted model, not a curated record. Bases 80 to 1108 code for a protein of 342 amino acids. The transcript is spliced from 3 exons. NCBI's taxonomy places the organism in Eukaryota, Metazoa, Arthropoda, Insecta, Coleoptera, Coccinellidae.